Cucurbita pepo subsp. pepo (vegetable marrow) is the source of this 845-nucleotide messenger RNA. RefSeq lists its product as uncharacterized. The record is from RefSeq and is a predicted model, not a curated record. Gene Ontology annotation, molecular function: structural constituent of ribosome. Lineage: Eukaryota; Viridiplantae; Streptophyta; Magnoliopsida; Cucurbitales; Cucurbitaceae. Gene Ontology annotation, biological process: mitochondrial translation.
AAAAAAAACCCUACGCACCCUGCUUUUCUCUCCAACGCGAAGUUCUCUGCCAUUUCUCCUUCCUUCCUCUGACUGCCCUCUUCUUGAAACCCCGCCUCCGGCGAGCAGAGCCCAUUAGCGGCGCGGCGUCACAUCUCGAUCUGGUCUCUCUCUCUCUCUCGAGACUUCUCUCCGGCGACUACACGCCCUUAUUUAUCCACGACUUCAGUUCUCUUCAGACCCGAAACCCACACUUCGUAAAAACCAGAUCCGAAGUGGGAAUUCUCUCUAAAUCUGAAUCGGAAUUUCGGUUGGUAUAAGCUUCUUUGAGCUUCUUAAGUCUGUAUCGAUGGGUAGGAAAGCUGGUACUUUAUACAUCAACCCAAAGAAGUUCGGCACUCUUAGCAAACCUUGCAUGAAGGAAAUGAUAUCAUUUCUCAAUUGCAUGGCUCUUAAUCAUAACAAUGACGAGAAGUGCACCAGACAUAAGGAAAUUCUAAAUACUUGCAUGGAUGCUCAGUCCAACCGAAACAGGAAGCCUUGGGGUAGCAUUAAUUACCACUUGCAGAGGCUUAGCAGGGGAAGAAAGUAGUUUGAAUUUUGAACUUAAAGAGCUGUCUGCAGAGAAUUCUUAUUAGAAUCAAUACCCAGGUGCAAAUUUCUUGACGUUAUUUUUAUCAUAUUUAGUGCAUUUCCUGAGAUAAAUUUGGUUGGGGAACUUGUUUGUUGGCUUCUUUCCUGUAGUCAAAUAUUUGAGAGCUCUGCUCUUAGCAUAUCCAGUGAUUAUGGAUCUCAACUAGAACAAUAAAUAUUCUACGGAUUUCCUGAUGUCAAAUGCUAGAGAUCAUAGUUAUUGUAUGGUGUAA